Molecule: messenger RNA, 2170 nt
Organism: Odobenus rosmarus divergens (Pacific walrus)
Lineage: Eukaryota; Metazoa; Chordata; Mammalia; Carnivora; Odobenidae
Gene: FBXL18
Product: F-box and leucine-rich repeat protein 18
Exons: 5
Coding region: 1-2154 (717 amino acids)
Biological process (GO): SCF-dependent proteasomal ubiquitin-dependent protein catabolic process
Cellular component (GO): SCF ubiquitin ligase complex
Molecular function (GO): protein binding
Source: RefSeq, a predicted model, not a curated record
AUGGCCAGCUCCGGAGAGGACACAUCCAACGAUGACGACAUGCCCCCUGCAGCAGCCGCCAUGGCAGUGGGCGCCCACCUUCUCGGCUUCUCGGAUGAGAUCCUGCUGCACAUCCUGAGCCACGUCCCCAGCACAGACCUGGUUCUGAAUGUCCGGCGCACCUGCCGGAAGCUCGCGGUGCUGUGCCUGGAUAAGAGCCUCACCCACACCGUGCUGCUGCAGAAGGACUAUGAGGCGAGCGAGGACAAGGUGAAGCAGCUGGUGAAGGAGAUCGGCCGGGAGAUCCAGCAGCUCAACAUGGCCGGCUGCUACUGGCUGUCGGGUGCCACUAUUGAGCACGUGGCCCGCUGCCGCAGCCUGGUCAAGGUGAACCUCUCGGGCUGCCACCUGACCUCCCUGCGCCUCUCCAAGAUGCUUUCGGCCCUGCAGCACCUGCGCUCCUUGGCCAUCGACGUGAGCCCCGGCUUCGAUGCCGGCCAGCUGAGCGGCGAGUGCAAGGCCACGCUGAGCCGCGUGCGGGAGCUCAAGCAGACGCUGUACACACCAUCCUACGGUGUCGUGCCCUGCUGCACCAGCCUGGAGAAGCUGCUGCUCUACUUCGAGAUCCUCGACCGCACACGCGAGGGCGCCAUCCUCUCGGGCCAGCUGAUGGUGGGCCAGAGCAACGUGCCCCACUACCAGAACCUGCGGGUCUUCUACGCGCGCCUGGCCCCAGGCUACAUCAAUCAGGAGGUGGUGCGGCUCUACCUGGCUGUGCUCAGCGACCGCACGCCCGAGAACCUCCACGCCUUCCUCAUCUCUGUGCCUGGCAGCUUCGCCGAGAGCGGGGCCACCAAGAACCUCCUGGAUUCCAUGGCCCGCAACGUCGCGCUGGACGCCCUGCAGCUGCCCAAGUCCUGGCUCAACGGCUCGUCCCUGCUCCAGCACAUGAAGUUCAACAACCCGUUCUACUUCAGCUUCAGCCGCUGCACGCUGUCCGGAGGCCACCUGAUCCAGCGGGUGAUCAACGGCGGGAAGGAGCUCUGCAGCCUGGCGAGCCUGAACCUCAGCGGCUGUGUCCACUGCCUGUCCCCGGACUCCCUGCUCCGCAAGGCGGAGGACGAUAUCGACAGCGGCAUCCUGGAGACGCUGGUGGCGUCCUGCUGCAACCUGCGCCACCUCAACCUCUCGGCCGCCCACCACCACAGCUCUGAGGGCCCGGGCCGCCACCUCUGCCAGCUGCUGGCCCGGCUGCGCCACCUGCGCUCCCUGUCCCUGCCCGUCUGCUCCGUGGCCGACUCGGCGCCGCGGGCCGACCGCGCGCCUGCCCAGCCCGCCAUGCACGCCGUGCCCCGCGGCUUCGGCAAGAAGGUGCGCAUCGGCGUGCAGUCCUGCCCCAGCCCCUUCUCGGGGCAGGCGGGCCCUCAGCCUUCCUCCGUGUUCUGGUCUCUGCUGAAGAACGUGCCCUUUCUGGAGCGCCUCGAGCUGAUCGGGUCCAACUUCUCCUCCGCCAUGCCGCGCAACGAACCCGCCAUCCGCAACUCCCUCCCGCCCUGCAGCCGCGCGCAGAACGUCGGGGACUCGGAGGUGGCCGCCAUCGGGCAGCUGGCGUUCCUGAGGCACCUGACUCUGGCCCAGCUGCCCAGCAUCCUGACGGGCUCCGGGCUGGUCAGCAUCGGCCUGCAGUGCCAGCAGCUGCAGUCCCUCUCGCUGGCCAACCUGGGCAUGAUGGGGAAGGUGGUCUACAUGUCUGCCCUCUCGGACAUGCUGAAGCACUGCAAGCGGCUGAAGGACCUCAGGUUGGAGCAGCCCUACUUCAGCGCCAACGCCCAGUUCUUUCAGGCGCUGAGCCAGUGCUCCGCGCUGCAGCGCCUCUGCCUGGUGUCGCGCAGCGGCACGCUCCAGCCCGAGGCCGUGCUGGCCUUCAUGGCGCGCUGCCUGCACGUCGUUGUGUGCCACAUGUUCACCGGGGAGUCCCUGGCCACCUGCAAGAGCCUGCAGCAGUCCCUGCUCCGAAGUUUCCAGGCCGAGCGGCCCGCGCUGAAUGUCGUCAUCUUCCCUCUGCUCCACGAGGGCCUGACCAAUGUCAUCCGGGACGUCCCCAUGGUGCACCUGGAUGAGAUCACCUUAUUUAAAAGCAGAGUGGCUGAGGAGCCACCGAACCUGUGGUGGUGACAGGGACAGCUAGCGC